Messenger RNA from Nicotiana attenuata, 1488 nucleotides. Its product is annotated as protein NYNRIN-like. Gene Ontology annotation, biological process: DNA integration. Gene Ontology annotation, molecular function: RNA-DNA hybrid ribonuclease activity; nucleic acid binding. The record is from RefSeq and is a predicted model, not a curated record. The transcript has a single exon. Lineage: Eukaryota; Viridiplantae; Streptophyta; Magnoliopsida; Solanales; Solanaceae. Bases 1 to 1488 code for a protein of 495 amino acids.
AUGGCGGAAUAUGAGGCUUGUAUACUUGGGCUCAGAAUGGCCGCUGAUAUGAACAUCCAAGAGUUAUUGGUUGUAGGUGAUUCAUACUUGCUGAUUUAUCAAGUACAAGGUGAGUGGAAUACAAAGAACACAAAAAUCCUACCGUACUUACAUUGUGUGAAGGAGUUGUGCAAGAAGUUUAUCAAGGUGGACUUCAAGCAUGUUCCAAGAGUUCAAAAUGAGUUCGUAGAUGCUUUAGCAACUUUGUCUUCCAUGAUUCAACAUCCAGACAAGAACUACAUAGACCCCAUCAAGGUGAAUGUGCAAGAUCAACCAGCUUAUUGUUUCCAUGUGGAUGUAGAGCCAGACGGAGAACCAUGGUAUUAUGACAUUAAUAAGUAUCUCAAAACAAGGGAUUACCCUGAAGGAGCAACCAGUACCCAGAAGAGAACACUUAGGAGAUUGGCAAAUCACUUUUUCCUAAACGGCAAAAUCCUAUAUAGGAGGACCCCAGAUUUAGGACUGUUGAGGUGUGUAGAUGCCAGGGAAGCAACCAAGUUGAUUGAAGAAAUACAUGCAGGAACAUGUGGGCCUCACAUGAAUGGGUUUACUUUGGCAAACAAAAUUCUGCAAGCAGGUCACUUUUGGAUGACCAUGGAAACAGAUUGUAUUCGUUUUGUACAGAAAUGUCAUCAGUUUCAGAUCCACAGUGAUUUGAUUCGAGUCCCACCAAAUGAACUCAAUGUGACAAGUUCUCCUUGGCCGUUUGCAGCUUGGGGCAUGGAUGUCAUCGGCCCUAUUGAGUCGGCCGCCUCGAAUGGGCAUAGAUUUAUCUUGGUAGAUAUUGAUUACUUUACAAAGUGGGUAGAAGCCUCUUCUUACAAGUCAGUUACAAAGAAGGUGGUAGCAGAUUUUGUCCGCAAUAACAUUAUUUGCCGGUUUGGAAUUCCUGAGUCAAUCAUUACAGAUAAUGGAGCCAAUCUCAAUAGUGACUUGAUGCGAGAAAUAUGUGAUAAGUUCAAAAUUACUCACCGAAAUUCCACUCCUUAUCGACCUCAGAUGAAUGGAGCCGUUGAAGCAGCCAACAAAAACAUAAAGAAGAUAUUGCGGAAGAUGAUUGAUAACUACAGGCAUUGGCAUGACAAGCUACCAUUUGCUCUCCUUGGAUAUCGCACUACAGUCAAAACAUCAACUGGGGCAACGCCUUAUCUUCUGGUCUAUGGAACUGAAGCUGUAUUACCUGCGGAAGUUGAAAUACCAUCUUUGAGGGUCAUCCAGGAAGCCGAGCUGAGCAAUGCAGAAUGGGUGAAGAAUCAGUACGAGCAACUAAUGCUUAUUGACGAGAAGAGAAUGAAUGCAGUUUGCCAUGGUCAACUCUAUCAAAACAGGAUGUCCAGGGCCUUCAACAAGAAAGUGAAACCACGACAGUUCAAACCGGGGCAAUUGGUUUUGAAGCGCAUAUUUCUGCACCAAAAUGAAGCUAAAGGAAAGUUUGCACCAAAUUGGUAA